Messenger RNA from Cryptococcus wingfieldii CBS 7118, 654 nucleotides. Its product is annotated as riboflavin synthase, alpha subunit. Gene Ontology annotation, molecular function: riboflavin synthase activity. Gene Ontology annotation, biological process: riboflavin biosynthetic process. NCBI's taxonomy places the organism in Eukaryota, Fungi, Basidiomycota, Tremellomycetes, Tremellales, Cryptococcaceae. The record is from RefSeq and is a predicted model, not a curated record. The transcript has 3 exons. The coding region runs from base 1 to 654 and encodes 217 amino acids.
AUGUUCACAGGACUCAUAGAACACCUCGCCACCAUCUCCGCCAUCUCCCCCACAGGCGCUGACCACUUUACAUUCACCCUCUCCGAUGCCGCCCCCAUACUCGUAGACUGCUCCAUUGGCGAUUCCAUCUGCGUGAACGGUGCUUGCUUGACUGUAACAAGCUUCAAUCAAGACAGCUUCACCGUCGGUCUCGCACCCGAGACUUUGAGAAGGACCGACCUGGGAGAAGUCAAGGUGGGAGACAAGCUGAAUUGCGAGAGGGCUAUGGCUGGGCAUACCCGAUUCGGCGGACACAUGGGACACGUGGACGAGACUGCUCAAAUACUGAGAAAGGUCCCUGACGGCGACUCUAUUCGCUACACUUUCCAGCUUGCCCCCUCCACCUCCCUCCUCCCAUACAUCAUCGAGAAAGGCUACGUCACCAUCGACGGCGCUUCUUUGACAGUCACUGAAGUCGACGAUGAAAGCCGGACCUUUGGCAUCAUGCUGAUAGCCCACAGUCAGGAGAAGCUUACUUUGACGGCAAAGCAAGUUGGACGCACUGUAAACGUCGAAGCAGAUUGUGUAGGAAAGUAUGUGCUGGGGAGUACGGACAGAAUCAGUGCGAUGGUGGAGAGAAUCGUGGAGAGCAAACUCAAGGCUAGGGGGUUAUAG